UGGAGCCGAGAUGGUCACAAGCUGGUGAGUGCCUCCACCGAUAACAUCGUGUCCCAGUGGGAUGUGCUUUCUGGGGACUGCGACCAGAGAUUUCGCUUCCCUUCACCCAUCCUCAAGGUUCAGUACCACCCUCGAGACCAGAACAGAGUUCUGGUCUGUCCCAUGAAGUCGGCGCCGGUGAUGCUGACGCUGUCAGACUCCAAACACGUCGUGCUGCCCGUGGAUGAUGACUCUGACCUCAACGUGGUGGCCUCCUUUGACAGGAGAGGGGAGUACAUCUACACGGGCAACGCCAAGGGCAAGAUCUUGGUCUUAAAAACAGACACUCAGGAUCUUGUUGCUUCCUUCAGAGUGACAACUGGAACCAGCAACACCACAGCCAUCAAAUCCAUCGAAUUUGCUCGGAAGGGAAGCUGCUUUUUGAUCAACACAGCUGACCGGAUCAUCAGGGUGUACGACGGGCGUGAGAUCCUCACGUGUGGCCGAGAUGGGGAGCCUGAACCCAUGCAGAAGCUGCAGGAUUUAGUCAACAGGACCCCGUGGAAGAAGUGCUGCUUCUCUGGGGAUGGGGAGUACAUCGUGGCGGGUUCAGCACGGCAGCACGCCCUCUACAUCUGGGAGAAGAGCAUUGGGAACCUGGUGAAGAUCCUCCACGGGACCAGGGGAGAGCUGCUCUUGGAUGUAGCAUGGCAUCCUGUCCGGCCGAUCAUAGCCUCUAUUUCCAGUGGUGUUGUGUCAAUAUGGGCUCAGAAUCAAGUGGAAAACUGGAGUGCCUUUGCACCUGACUUCAAAGAGCUGGAUGAAAAUGUGGAGUAUGAAGAGAGAGAGUCAGAGUUUGACAUUGAAGAUGAAGAUAAGAGUGAACCAGAACAGACAGGUGCAGAUGCUGCAGAAGAUGAGGAAGUGGAUGUAACAAGUGUGGAUCCCAUAGCUGCUUUCUGUAGCAGUGAUGAGGAACUGGAGGAUUCCAAAGCUCUGCUUUACCUACCUAUUGCUCCUGAGGUUGAAGAUCCAGAGGAGAACCCCUAUGGACCUCCACCAGAUGCAGUGCAGAGCUCUCUAACCGAUGAGGGAAUGGGUUCUGAGAAGAAGAGGCAGUCCUCCUGUGAUGGACCUCAGGCACCAAAGAAGAAGCCCAAAACCACCAACAUUGAACUACAAGGAGUACCCAACGACGAAGUCCAUCCGCUGCUGGGUGUGAAGGGAGAUGGUAAAUCCAAGAAGAAGCAAGCAGGCAGGCCUAAAGGAUCAAAAGGUAAAGACAAAGAUUCUCCAUUUAAACCGAAACUCUACAAAGGGGACAGAGGUGCUUUACCUCUGGAAGGAGCAGCGAAGGGUAAAGUGCAGGCGGAGCUGGGACAGCCUUUGACAGCAGGUGGAGCAAUCUCAGAAUUGCUAUGAAGACACUCUUCUUUAUCUUCCUGUAUUCUUUCCUGUAUUGGCACCAAAAUGUGGAAAACAGCUGAAGUGCUUGGUCAGAGUGGACUGACUCAUACAGCAGACUGAUUGU
Messenger RNA from Merops nubicus (carmine bee-eater), 1510 nucleotides. RefSeq names its product retinoblastoma binding protein 5 (gene RBBP5). The record is from RefSeq and is a predicted model, not a curated record. Gene Ontology annotation, cellular component: Set1C/COMPASS complex. Gene Ontology annotation, molecular function: protein binding. Bases 163 to 1401 code for a protein of 412 amino acids. Lineage: Eukaryota; Metazoa; Chordata; Aves; Coraciiformes; Meropidae. The transcript is spliced from 11 exons.